AGCACACCAAGUGAUGUUGAGGCACAAGUUCUUUGAGGAACCACAAGCUCUCACUUCCCUUCUCUCAUCCCCAACUCCAUCACACCUCCAUCUCCCGUGUCCUUCUCAUCCGAUUGCCUUCGGAUAACAAGAGCAAUCGAUAGCUCUGAUUGCGGUUUAUUCCCCUUCUCUGUCUUCUCCUUGAAGCAGAGAAGCGAAUGAUUUCAUUGCUUUCCACCAGGAUGCUUCCUGUUUGCUCCGCCGCUCCCAGUUGCUCUUCUUAUUAUCAGCUAUCUUGUCAUGUAGGCACAAGAGCAUUUUAUCCAUUUCAGAAGGCUAUACAAGAGAGAAACUUUAUUGAGGAAAGGCUCUUCCUUUGCAUCCAUGAUGGAGUUCAUGGCCGGGAAUCAUCUUCGAGACUACAUGCUGCAAAAUGCAUGAAUUCUCUUGUUGUGGAAACCCCCGAUGAUCAUGGUUCCUAUGAUUCAUCCAUAUUGUCUCCAUACAACAAUGAUUUUGAUGACAUAGUGCGCUCAUUUCCAAAAGAAUAUUUUGAUAAUGACACUCAAAAUCCAACCAACUCAUCGUCAGAAGUGAUUGGACUCUGGCCUACAAGUGAGGAUUUACCAGGAUCCAAAUUUCCAAGCAGUAAAUUCAGUGGUACUAUUGAGCAUAAGAUAAGUAACAAUCUUAUGGAUGCACCACCAAGAUCAUCUUAUGCAGAGCUACCGUCUACAGCUUCCCCUGGUGGAUAUGAACUUCUGAACCUUCCUGACUCUCUUAGUCAAGGUUCAACUGGACUGUCUGCGUCUUCCUCUUCUGGCUUUACAUUUGCAGCUGAUAGUAUUCCCAGUAUUUCCCCUGAGGAUUCACUGCCAGUUUCUGGGUCACUUGAGCAAACAAAUGGGGAUUUCCCUAGUCUACGACAAAGCGUUGAGGAUUUUUUUUCUGGAGCUAGUGAAUCAGUGGAAACAUCUGUGGCUAGAUUAGAAGAUACUGUGAGAAAAGCAUAUGAUUCAUUCACGUUCACAAUUUCAGAUGCGGUUGAGAGUGUUAAGAAUUCGUUUGACAAUGCAAUCAAUGGUUUAUUUUCUACAGCUUAUAACACCAAAGAGCAAGCUGGUAGUAACUUGACAGGUCUUUCAAGUGAAUUGGGAGAGAAUGUAUACAAGGCAAGUGCUUUCACUAUUGAUGUAUUGAGGAGAACAAUUUUCACCGUGGAGGAUUCUUUGACAAAUGUGUCUAGGUAUAUUGUUUAUUUCUAUGGAUCAGCAAAGUCUUCUUUGCCACCUGAUGUUAGGAAUACGCUGAAUUUAUCUGAAGACAAAAUCACAGAAAUCUUUCAACCUUUUGGUUCUGCUGCUCAACAGGCGUCCAAAAUAAUUGAAGAAUUUGAAAAAAAUGUUGGCCUGGAUCCCAGUGACCCAGUUGUCUCAUUUGUACUUCUCCUUGGAGUUUCAGCCACUCUUGGGGUUUCUUAUUGGCUAUUGGUAUAUGGCGGAUACUCUGGAGACAUAUCUCCUGAAUUGACCUUGGAGCUUCUAAAAAAUGAAGAUGGCACCGUGCUCAUUGAUGUCCGGCCUGAGGCUUUAAGGGAGAAAGAUGGUGUUCCUGACCUCCGCCGAGCAGCUCGAUCUCGAUAUGCAAGCGUAGUUCUCCCUGAGAUUGAUAAUUCCCUCAGGAAGCUGUUGAAGGGUGGAAAAGAAAUAGAUGAUACUCUGAUGGCAACUGUCAUCAAAAACUUGAAAAUUGUUCGAGAUGGGUCAAAGAUCAUUGUUAUGGAUACCAAUGGUAACCGUGCUAAAUCAAUUGCCAGAUCCUUGAAAAAACUUGGUGUCAAGAAACCGUACUUGCUACAAGGGGGCUUCCAAUCAUGGGUGAAGAAGGGUCUCCGCAUCAAGGAGCUAAAACCUGAAAGUACACUGACUGUACUGAAUGAGGAAGCUGAAGCUAUCCUUGCAGAUGUCAAACCUACACCAGCACUUGUUGUUGGAUCGGCACUGGGCCUUUCUGCAGCCUUCUAUGCGUUAUUAGAAUGGGAGAAGACAUUACAGGUCAUAGCUAUUAUUGGACUUGGGCUGACUGUCUACCGACGAUUUGCUUCAUAUGAGAAGUCAGAGGAUUUAAAGGAGGAUAUGAAGUUGCUAUUCUCUCCUUUCAAAAAGGGAGCUCAAGCCAUUUCCUGGGCAGCUCAAAAAUUGGAGCCAAACAAGAUUGGGUUACAAACAUCUCCCUCAUCGACGGCUGUCCAAGAUCGUGUCCUCCAGGCAGCAGCGAAGCAUGAAUCACAACCAUCUGAUUCCGAGACUGAAAACCUCCCGGAAUCUGCAAGUCAGGCUUCAGAAGCUUAGAACUUGGCCUAUCCUGGUAUUCCUCAAUCUAAACAUUCUCUAGAGGGUUUCAGAUGUGCUGUAAUAAAUAAUGCACAGAUGAUUCCAUUGUCAAGAUUUAACAUGCUUGUUAUGUGUCCUUUCUUUGGUGAUGUAUGAACAACUCAUGCUAUUGAUUUUUCUGAAAUUAGAAUCUUGUUUGCAAUCUGAAGUUGCAAGGAAUAAUGAGCACAUGAAUUCUUUUGCAUGACAUGAUAAGUCUCAUUGUAUCAAAUAUUUUGGCUU
Messenger RNA from Dioscorea cayenensis subsp. rotundata (Guinea yam), 2594 nucleotides. RefSeq lists its product as uncharacterized. Lineage: Eukaryota; Viridiplantae; Streptophyta; Magnoliopsida; Dioscoreales; Dioscoreaceae. Gene Ontology annotation, biological process: regulation of stomatal closure; cellular response to calcium ion; de-etiolation. The record is from RefSeq and is a predicted model, not a curated record.